Coprinopsis cinerea okayama7#130 is the source of this 1413-nucleotide messenger RNA. RefSeq lists its product as hypothetical. The transcript is spliced from 5 exons. Lineage: Eukaryota; Fungi; Basidiomycota; Agaricomycetes; Agaricales; Psathyrellaceae. Bases 1 to 1413 code for a protein of 470 amino acids. The record is from RefSeq and is a predicted model, not a curated record.
AUGUCAUUCCACACCCAGGACACAUUCCUUGCACACCUUGCUCGGCCAUCCUCUUCGUCGUCCUCAAUGACAGCCUUCAGCUCCUUCUACCUGUCUUCUAUUGGCGACCUCCCAACGUACUCUCAAUCCGUACCUGCCCCGUCCUACUCUUAUGAACCAGCUUGCGACGAACAGGUCCUGCAACACACGCCUAGUCGCCUCAACGCUCAGCCGAACACAACGGGCACCUUCAUUCGCAAGUCUGGAAAGACAACUAUCAUCUUGACUGAGCAAGAGGACGGCUCCUCAACUCCUGCCUAUGGUCGUCAUGGCGUGAUCGAUGGUGUCCUACUUUUCGAAGAAAACGAGUUGAUCACCGAGGUGGAAUUUGAGAUUGAAGGCAAGCUAGAUUCCACCAUCAGCGAAGGCGGGGGGAAGUCGACACGGCUACUAUUCCAUAAGGAAACUCUUUGGGCUAAACAGAAAUCCUCUCCCUCGGCCGACAGUUGUCCGAGUCAACUACCAAUCCGAUAUAGCCUUCCAACGACUUUCCUCGAUGGCGACACCGCUAGAUCUCUCCCUCCAAGCUAUACCGGGUUUUUCCAGGGUAUUCCGACGCUCUUCGUAAAGGCGAGUUACACGAUUCGGGUGCGGGUUACGCGACUUGUCACUUCAAAGCUAGGGUUCUGGACCAAAACCAAGCACAUUAUCCAACCAAUUCGAUAUCACCCUCGAGCAAGACCCCACAGGCCCAUCUACCCAAGUCCAGGCUUCUUCUCGUCAAUUAAGACUUCUCCGGAAGAAUGGUUCCAAGCCAGUUCAAGCAUCAAGACGCGCGAGUCUUCAUCUUUGGACCCCCUCCCAGUCCAUCUCUUCAUUCCCGCCGGUCGUGUGUAUGGUCUGCAAGACACCAUCCCAUUCCACCUCCAGAUAUCUGGCCCCGUGUCAAGCCUGAAAGAGCUCUUCAUGUCGCCAUCAGGUGCUCUUGACCGUGUAUUAUCCUCCGACUCACGGACAACCGCCUCAUCCACGCAAUCAAACUCGAAAGAAACCAAGUCGCCAAUACGAGUCUACCUCAUGCGCCAAGUCACUGUUGAGGUUAGGGGGGAGAAGGCUUUCCGGAAUACGGUUAUUGGCGAGGGUAGUCUGACGGCGGUGCCUCCUCUGAUGUCGAGCUGUUGGUCAGCCACUUCUUCCGACUGCGCAGAGGAGCACCUCGAUUGGGAAGGAACGCUGAAAUGUGACCCUUCGAUCACAGUUGGAGGGUUCAUCGCCUCCAACGUCCAAGUAAAGGAGUUUGUGAUGUUGAACGUCACCCCUCAAUGCCCUUGGAAGUCACCAUUGCUGGACCUCCAACUCUCGAUACCGAUAAGGCUUACGACGGAAUCGUACGGCGAAGUUCCGGUUCCUGGGAUUGACAGUUUCGUGGCAUGA